CCGGUCACGUACUAGCGCUCAUUACUCCAUACACGAUGUCGUCGUUAGGUGGAUACGAUGCUAAUCCGAAGGCACCUGAUAUACCGGCCAGAAUGCUGACCAAGGCUGUAUAUUUACCGCUAGUGGGUGUACUCCUGGCUUGGAGUCUCGUCGGAGGGGUACUACAUGGAGGAGGCUUGGAUCAAUCAUCGUACGGCUACCGUUUUCUAACGAGCACCUGGGCUCUCUUCAUUGGUGGUUUCUUAAUAGCUGGGAUCCCAUUCAUGCUAGCCCCGCCGUACGUCAAGUUGACCCAUGAUGCGCGCGAAUGGCUGACAUGGCUGUGUCUAUUUUGCAGUGCAAUGGUAGGACUCAGAUGUGUCGAGUCGUAUGGUUUUGAUCUGCUGCACAAGGAGAGGCAUGCGUAUGUGCAAUUCCUAUCAGAGAAGAUCUUUGAUUGUGAAGCGGCGAUAGUGGAGCACCCCACCGUGAAGUACGUCUACAUCAUGUCUGGUACAUGUCCGUAUGAUCUUGAGACUAUACUGUGGGAAAACAUCUACGAGUGGAGCCUUAUGAUGCUGCUGCCACUCUCUUUCGUACUCCCCACGUCACGUCGCUCUAUUGCACUGCUAUUCAACUUAAUCUUUUUAGCCAGUGGUGCUCUCUUCCUGCACAUCAUUCCAUCAGUGUACUACCUGCGGUAUGUUCCUGGUGUGGCGAGUAGUGCUAUGUUAAACUUGCCCUUCGCUCUGUAUGGGAUCUACACACUGUACGCUUCCGAUCUCGUCAAUGGGAACCACAUCAUGCUUGGCACGAUCGUUGCUGGCCCCUUAGGCUUGGCCGUGAUCAAAUAUCUGCCUGUGGUCCUGUUCCGGGAAGCGUUCAUUGGUAAAGAGCUACAGCACAAUCUCAUUGUAUGUUUGAGUUGUGGUCUGCCCCUGAUGAGUAUAUUCCUUACGCCCACGCCUACUGCUGUGGGGUGUGCAAAUCGGGGUGGAACGGAUCUGAAAGACGGGAAGAAACGCAUAUAAAUUAGAAUUAGAUACGAUGUCUGUACAGAUUUAGACGGAGAAGUAUAUAUGGAUAUUGAUUAUCGAGAAGUAUACAUGGAUUUUGAUUAUAAAGAUGGAUAUGCGGAUAUCAAUUCGCGCUGAUCCAACUGGCCACUAUUGGUCGCCGCGCUGGUUCUUUCAAAUACGAAACGCUUGCUUUACGAUCUAGAUCAGCAGCCUUGUGGUUUUUCACUCCGGUUUUUAUGGCAUAUCACACUAAUAAAACUGACAGAUAGGCAGCAAACGUUAAUAAACAACGUUCACAGCAAAUGUU
Sphaeroforma arctica JP610 is the source of this 1305-nucleotide messenger RNA. RefSeq lists its product as hypothetical. The coding region runs from base 36 to 1010 and encodes 324 amino acids. The record is from RefSeq and is a predicted model, not a curated record. Lineage: Eukaryota; Ichthyosporea; Ichthyophonida. The transcript has 2 exons.